GUCCACCCGCGGUCACACUUUGUCAUUCACUUUUAUGCUCGGUCGUAGUAUCGGCCAGCAGCUACAAAAUUCGAAAAUAUAGAGAUUAGUCACCGAUUAGUACAAAGCCAACGUGACAAUAACUAAACUAUGUGUCUUGAAUAGUGCGUGCAUUUAUAUUUUCAUUCAUCGUUUAUCAUUUACCGAGGCUCCGCGUUUUCCUCUCUUUCGCACUCUUGGGUUUUGUGGCUGCCAACGUGACCCCGAAAGCUGUCAUUCUCGCGCACACUUUCACUUCAGCCCAGCAACAAAAACGAACAAAUAACCUAGCAUAAACAAUCAUUGUGCAAUACUGAUUACUGAAACUUUACGGCGGAUAUAAUGUCUUCGCAGGAAAAGGUUAUACGCGUUGGUUCGCGAAAGAGCGAGCUGGCUUUGAUUCAAACCAAACAUGUCAUCGGCCGACUGCAGAAGCUAUAUCCCAAGCAAAAAUUCGAGAUACACACCAUGUCGACAUUUGGUGAUCGUGUCCUGAACGUAUCUCUGCCCAAGAUUGGUGAAAAGAGCUUAUUUACCCGUGAUCUUGAGGAUGCGCUGCGUAAUGGGGGCGUAGACUUCGUAGUGCACUCGCUUAAGGAUUUGCCCACGGCAUUGCCAACAGGAAUGGCCAUUGGAGCCGUCCUAGAACGAGAAGAUGCCCGAGAUGCGCUGGUCCUGCGAGAGAACUUUAAGGGCCACACGAUAGCUUCGCUUCCUAAAGGAAGUGUAAUUGGAACCUCAUCUCUUCGCCGCACGGCUCAGAUCCGGAGGAUGUAUCCCCAUUUGACUGUCUGCGAUAUCCGUGGUAAUCUAAACACUCGAUUGGCCAAGUUGGAUGCCGCCGAUUCCAAGUUUUCUGGCAUCAUUCUCGCCCAGGCAGGUCUGGUGAGAAUGGGCUGGAUGAGUCGCAUCAGCCAGGUGCUGGAGCCGGCCGAUUUACUCUACGCUGUGGGACAAGGAGCCCUGGCCGUGGAGUGUCGGGCUAAUGAUGAUCAAGUUCUGGCCAUGUUGCAGAAACUAAUGUGCCUAAAUACAACGUGCAGGAUCUUAGCAGAGCGUAGCUUUCUGAAGACACUGGGAGGCGGUUGCUCUGCCCCAGUGGCUGUUUGGAGUAUCCUAAAGGGAGAACCCUUAAAUGGAAAUAGCCAGGAGGUUGGACUGUCCCUCACAGGCGCUGUUUGGAGCCUGGAUGGGGCCAUAGAGAUACGAAAUCACCUGGCUUGUGCCUUAAAUGAGGAGAAGUCGGAGGUCGAGCAGCGAAAACGUGGAGCCCAGGAAAGCAGCAGUCAGCCACAGGAGGAAAACAGCAACAGCUGUGAUUCCCCGCCAGCUACAAAGCGUGCUAGGAAUGGUAACGUUAGCUCCGGCUCUGGCUCCGAUUCCAAUUCGAGUAGCCCUCGACAGCAGGGCAGUCCUCCGGUGAUCUGCGAGGAUAUUGCCGCUUGCGAGGCUCUUUCCGGUUACAGUGUGGAGCAGCUCACGAAUCUGGCCAGUCAGUGUCCUGUGCUAAGCAAUAGCAGUGCUCUGGGAUCUUCCGGGAUUGGUGGUGGCGAUGCUGAUACCAGCAAUACCAAUACAACUGCCCGCCAGUGCCCACUGCGUUUGGUGGCCGGUCAGGAUGUCAUGGGUCAGUGUCCAGUGGCGCUCAAUCAGGCUAAGGCACCUGCCAAGUGUCCAGUAGCUCAUGCUGCUUCUGGGGAUUCCUCAAACAAAAACAAUGGCAAUGGAAAUGAAGCUGCCAAUACUGCCCAUUGUCCCCUUCAAAUGCCCGUGGGCCAAGACUUUAUGGGCGAAUGUCCGUACGUUAACAAGGAGACCAAGAUAUCCUAUGCUCAGGCGGGCAAGUGCCCCGUGACUGGAGGUCUUGCAGGACCACCAACUUCUAUUCUCCCCACACCACCAAGCAGUAGAGCCAGUAAUGCCAGUAGCAUUGGGGAUGAUGUGGACAAUGUGGCCACUUCCUCCAAGUGUCCAUUUUCGGCGAUGCAUCAUGGCAGCGGUCUGGAGGCCUUGAACAAGGAUAAUGGAAACACAGCACAAGCCAAGUGCCCGUUCCUGCAGAAAACGGUUCAAAUGUUUGACUACGCCGACGAAGAGCAACCGACGCCGCAGCAUUCGGUGCUCAUUGAGGAUGUGCAGAACUUGUUCUGCGGGCUCUACCAGCACGCCUGCCACAGUAGGGGGAUCUACGAGAAAGCCAAUCAGCUGGGGAAGACGCUGGCCGAGGAGCUGAUCAAGCGAGGAGCUCUGGAUGUGAUGAAGGUGGCCCAGGCCGAAAUUCACGGCAAGGUGACGUCUUAAGCACAAGGCUAGCACCCUGAAUCCAAUUCCCCCACCUCCUAUCAGCUGUCAUCAAUAUCAUCGUUUACAUUAAGUAGAAAAGUGUAACUAUUGUUUUCAUUUCAUUUGUUGAAUUAUAUGGAAAAUCCAUAUCCAAGCUUUCCCAGAUUUAACAUAUUGUUGGUUUUCGCGUACAUGCUAUUGUAGUUGUUUUUGUUUAGGGGAAUAUGACAAAUAAAUGUAUAAGAAAUCAUA
This is a messenger RNA of Drosophila rhopaloa, 2553 nucleotides long. RefSeq names its product porphobilinogen deaminase. The transcript has 4 exons. NCBI's taxonomy places the organism in Eukaryota, Metazoa, Arthropoda, Insecta, Diptera, Drosophilidae. The record is from RefSeq and is a predicted model, not a curated record. Gene Ontology annotation, cellular component: cytoplasm. Gene Ontology annotation, molecular function: hydroxymethylbilane synthase activity. Gene Ontology annotation, biological process: heme biosynthetic process. The coding region runs from base 361 to 2319 and encodes 652 amino acids.